This is a messenger RNA of Limulus polyphemus (Atlantic horseshoe crab), 1191 nucleotides long. RefSeq lists its product as uncharacterized. The transcript is spliced from 6 exons. The coding region runs from base 76 to 945 and encodes 289 amino acids. The record is from RefSeq and is a predicted model, not a curated record. Lineage: Eukaryota; Metazoa; Arthropoda; Merostomata; Xiphosura; Limulidae.
GAGUUAAAAUAUUUAGUAUAUUCGGUUAGGCCUCGCCGAUAAGUUUGUUGAACGGUCGUGUCACAUUCAAACAGAAUGUCUUGCAACAAAACUGAAAGAACUAUAAUUACUGCUUGGAUCGUUCACUUUCUUUUCAGCCUUCGCAACGGAACCGAAAGCCUGGCGAUUACCAGUCUCUCUGUGCCCCAUUUGGUUGAGAAUGGUACUAGAGAAUACGUUGAUUUGGACUGUAUAUAUAACUUCACAGAAGAAGACGAACAACUGGUAGUUAAAUGGUAUCACAACGAAGAUCCUAAUCCUAUUUACCAAUGGAUACCAGAGCUUAACUCUCGUCGGUUUUCAGAAAAAUUCCAGGAUCGAGUAGACACGAGUUUUUUCCUUUCGCCUUCAGAUAACUUUACGAAAUAUCGCGGUCUUCGGAUUCUGAACCCUACCACAGAAAUUAGCGGAAAGUAUUCUUGUCACGUGGCUUCGCUAAACGGCAUCGAUGAUGCAAACAAAGACAUGAUAGUUUAUGCUCCUGGAAAACGCAUUAAGUUUAAUUAUACUAAAACUUCAUCAGAAGUAGCCACUUUCACGUGUGAGGUGGAUCAAAUAUACCCUCAACCACAAGUGACGUUGGUUCAGAUGGCACCUGGAAAAAGUGAGCGGAAACUUCUACAAAACACUCCAACUAAAACAGAGAAAAAUAAUGGAUCAUAUCGGGUGCUUCUUACCAAAGAAAUUAAAGAUAGUGACCUUCCGUUAGAUGGCGCUACAACUUUUGAGUGUGUCAUUUUGAUACCACAAACAAACUACCAAAAGCAUAGUAGCAUCGUGUAUCAUCCUGGAACUCUUCAAGCGGCGGCAGUCGGUGAUGGUUCACCAGCUGGCGCUCCUAGAAUAGGAAGUUUUUGGAUUCCUUUCCUGGUGUGUUUAGUGUGGUUAGUGAGAAGGUGUACGUAGCGAAGAGAUUAUUUCACGGUACCAUGCCGUUACUCGUGGCAAAAUACGUAUUAUAGAAACAUCUAUGUCACCUGUUGUGCAUCGCCAUCUAGUGUAACACGCAUAAACUAUUUGUGAAAAAACAUUGAGUGUUUGCUCCAUGUAACUAAUAUCUAUAUGAUACGAUCAUUUUUAGGAUGCUUUAAAUACAAUCAAAAUGAUUUACAAACUACUAAUAUCUAAAUUUAAUGUAAGCUGUAAUUAUAG